Penaeus chinensis is the source of this 635-nucleotide messenger RNA. Its product is annotated as cuticle protein 19-like. The record is from RefSeq and is a predicted model, not a curated record. NCBI's taxonomy places the organism in Eukaryota, Metazoa, Arthropoda, Malacostraca, Decapoda, Penaeidae. The transcript is spliced from 4 exons. Bases 188 to 562 code for a protein of 124 amino acids. Gene Ontology annotation, cellular component: extracellular matrix.
UAUGCUACAAGUACCCUCCGGCAUGGUACUAUUAGUCUGUGACGUAACACUAAUCAAUGGAUCAGGAGAGAGCAAGAAGGGAGGAGCUGAACGCCACCAUUUGGUCUGUAUAUAAGACAGCAACUUGCGUCUCGGGAUAGCAGUCUCUCUUCGUCGUCUUGACUAGCAGGCAUUUUUUACCGUAAACAUGUUUUUCAAGGUGGCUCUCAUGGUAGCGAUGGCGAGCGCGACUUUGGCCUUCCCCUCCGAUCCUUAUGGUCCUCCACACCCAGUAUAUAAGGAUGAACCCAUGCCAUAUAAUUAUGCCUAUGCAGUCAACGAUCCUUACGCAGGCACUGACUUUGGUCAGAAUGAAGACUCUGACGGUAAUAUUGUCAAGGGAUCCUACACCGUCCAGCUUCCCGAUGGCCGCAAACAGACGGUGAGCUACGUUGCCGACCACUACAACGGCUACCAGGCUGACGUCAGCUACUACGGCGAGGCUCGGUACCCACACGAGUACGGUCCCCCUAUCACUUUCCCGCCCCAGCAUCCCUACAAGCCUCAGCCUUCUUACCACUGAUUGUUGUUGAUUUUUGCACUUGUUACUAGUCACUGUUUUGUCCCUGAAUAUCAAUAAGAUGUUUUCAUGUUCA